UCACACCUGCAUGCCUCCCUUGACUUUUUAGAGCAGCAGCCAUCAUGGACACUCGAGUAAAAAGUCUCACCGCCAUCAUCAAAGUCAUCACUCAUCAUCGCCAAGCGCCCUUCACUGCAAACACACUCGGCGCCGAGAAGGCUUCAAGAUCCAGAAUUGCAAUGCGAGAAAGAGAAGCUUCGGAGUAGAGGGCGGGCUCGGUGGGUUCGAAGGCAGGAGAGAUGGGCGUGAUAACGGUCGGAGUCGCCGAGUUGAAGCCGAGCGUUUCGGGGAGGCGGUUGCUUCGGCCGAGUUCAAGCGUCCGACACACCGUCGAAUGGCCGAUAUCUGAUGUCUCCAGUGAUCUCACCAUCGAAGUAGGAGCGACAACCUUUGCAUUUCACAAGUUUCCUCUUGUUUCACGGAGUGGUCGGAUUCUGAAACUGUUGGUGGACACAAAAGAAUCGAAAGCCUCACGGAUCAGUCUCCGGGAUGUCCCUGGCGGUCCACAGGCAUUCGAGAUAGCUGCCAAGUUCUGUUAUGGCAUAAACAUCGACAUUUCGCUGUCCAAUGUGGCGACGCUUCGCUGCGUAGCUCAUUACCUGGAGAUGACAGAGGAAUUGGCUGAGAAAAACCUGGCAUACCGCACUGAAGCUUACAUCAAGGACAUGGUGCUACCGAACAUAUCUAGCUCAAUUACCGUGCUUCAACAAUGCCAAAAGCUGUUGCCCAUCUCCGAAGAGAUCAACCUGGUCACUAGGCUGAUCAAUGCCAUAGCAAACAACGCUUGCAAAGAGCAGCUCACGUCAGGCUUAUCCAAGCUUGACCGCAAUUUUUCAGCGAAGCCCAUCGAGGAAGUGGAACCGGAGACGCCGGUCGAUUGGUGGGGCAAAUUGCUUGCGGUGCUAAGUCUCGAUUUCUUCCAGCGAGUUCUAACGGCUGUCAAGUCGAAGGGGCUAAAGCAGGACAUGGUCAGCAAGAUUUUGGUGAACUAUGCCCAUAAUUCUCUUCAGGGCCUCAUCCUCAGAGAUCCGCAUUCUGCGAAAGCGAGUUAUUCGGACGUGGAAUCACAGAAGAGGCAAAGGGUGAUCGUGGAAACAAUAGUCAGCUUGCUCCCGACACAGUCGAGGAAGAGCCCCGUCCCGAUGGCAUUUCUGUCGAGCUUGCUGAAGAUCGCCAUCGGAGCAUCCACAUCCACUUCUUGCAGAUCUGAUCUGGAGAGGCGGAUCGGCUUGCAGUUGGACCAGGCCAUUCUCGAGGACAUGCUCAUUCCCGCGAAUUCACAGGGGAACGGGCAAAGCCUAAUUUACGACACGGACUCGAUCCUGAGGAUAUUCUCCACUUUCUUGAACCUGGAUGAGGACGACGACGACGAGGACAACCAGCUGAGGAAUGAGAACGAGAUGGUUUGCGACUUCGAGAGCCCCGGAUCCCCGAAGCACAGCUCGCUUCUCAAGGUCUCGAAGCUGUUAGACAACUAUCUUGCGGAGGUCGCCCUCGAUCCCAACUUGUUGCCGUCCAAGUUCAUAGCGCUCGCCGAACUUCUUCCUGACCAUGGCCGGGUAGAUAACGACGGACUCUACAGAGCUGUCGACAUCUUCCUCAAGGCUCAUCCGAACAUCAAGGACUCGGAGCGCUACCGGCUGUGCAAGACCGUCAACUGCCAGAAACUGUCGCAGGAAGCCUGCAGCCACGCGGCGCAGAACGAGAGGUUGCCCGUGCAGCUGGCGGUCCAGGUCCUGUACUACGAGCAGAUCAGGCUGAAGAGCGCGAUGAGCGGAGGCGGCGGGUCGCACCACGUCGGCAGCGCGCAGUUCUUCUUCGGGUCGGCCAGCAUUGGCGGCGGCGGCGGCGGUGGCAGCGGGGCCGGCCCGUUCCCGCACCGCUCGGGGAGCGGUGCCGGCGGGAGCGGGGCCAUAUCGCCGCGGGACAACUACGCGUCGGUGAGGCGGGAGAACCGGGAGCUGAAGCUGGAGGUGGCCAGGAUGAGGAUGCGGCUGACGGACCUGGAGAAGGACCACGUCUCGAUGAAGCAGGAGCUCGGGAGGCCGCACCCGGCGAGCCGGCUGCUGAGGUCGUUCACCAGGAAGCUGAGCAAGCUCAACGGCUUGUUCCGGAUGAGCUCCGCCGGGCUGCAGCCGCCGCACGGGAGCAAGGCGAACUCGGAGACCGGAUUCUUGUUCCAGAACCACAAGCGGAGGAACUACUCGUUUUCUUGAACCACAUACGUUCGACGGUUCGAGCAUGGCCUCGUCCCUUAUUUGGGUUCAGUUUACCUUCUUCGAGUGUAUAGCUUUUUACUGCAUGAUUUGUAUCUCGUCCUCGUCUUCUUCCGUGCUCAAUUGUUCAUAACUUUCGUCUGAAAUGCCGACCGAACUGUCGGAUGAAAUAUAAUAAUAUAAUUUUUGACGAGGCAUGUCAACA
This is a messenger RNA of Eucalyptus grandis, 2403 nucleotides long. RefSeq names its product BTB/POZ domain-containing protein At1g03010. The record is from RefSeq and is a predicted model, not a curated record. The transcript has 4 exons. Gene Ontology annotation, molecular function: protein binding. Lineage: Eukaryota; Viridiplantae; Streptophyta; Magnoliopsida; Myrtales; Myrtaceae. Bases 222 to 2198 code for a protein of 658 amino acids.